Emiliania huxleyi CCMP1516 is the source of this 198-nucleotide messenger RNA. RefSeq lists its product as hypothetical. The record is from RefSeq and is a predicted model, not a curated record. Bases 1 to 198 code for a protein of 65 amino acids. NCBI's taxonomy places the organism in Eukaryota, Haptophyta, Isochrysidales, Noelaerhabdaceae. The transcript has a single exon.
AUGUCCAAGGAGAUCACCGCCCUCGCGCCCGCGUCGAUGACGGUCAAGAUCAUCGCGCCGCCGGAGCGCAAGUACUCGGUCUGGAUCGGCGGCUCGAUCCUCUCGUCGCUUCCCGCCUUCCGGCAGUCGUGGAUCUCGAGGCAGGAGUACGCCGAAUCGGGCCCGUCCAUCGUGCACCGCAAGUGCUUCUCUUCCUAA